GGUAGGGUUGGAAAGAAUAGUGAUGUCACUGUGAGGAGGAAGUUUUUCUUCACAAGUUGACAACUUAACAUAUAUAUCUGUGCUUCAUUCCACAUACAGCUGCUUUAGGAAUACAGGAAUUAGGAAUACCUUAUCGGAAGACAAGAGGGAUACGACCAUAAGUUAAUCUGAACAAGCAACAAACGGAGAGGAAAUGACAGCCGGGAACUGAGCGAAGAGACAGACAAGAGAGAGACGAACCUGUAAAUGGAUCAUCUUGAAGAUGCUGAACCCACACUGUAUUACACACCUCCACCCCCUUCAUACGUCGAAGCCAGUCAGUGUCCAGCUUACGUAGCAGGAACACCGCAUCCUUUAACACCACCACCCAGUUAUGUGGAAGCAGUGGGAGAACCAAAUGGCAUUCCUUUAUACCCCUACCCCAUUCUCAACAUCCCAAACCACAUCACAGAAGUCCACCAAACACAGCCAGUGUUUGUGGAACAGGCGAUACGCUCUGCACCCCCUCAGGUGCUGGUAGUGACGCAGCAGGAGGUUCGGCGUCGGUUGGGUGACGGGCCCACUGUAACUACUUGCCCGUUCUGUCAACACCGUAUCAACACUGUUGUGAGCUACAAACCGGGGGCUGCAGCAUGGGGAGUGUGCUGUCUGCUCACUCUGCUCGGGUUCGUCUGUGGAGUUUGCCUUAUCCCAUUUUGUAUUACAGCACUGCACGAUGUCCAUCAUAGCUGUCCACUCUGCAACAAACACAUAGGGAUACACGUUCGCUGAGAAAGACUGAACACGAUAAUAAAAUCCACAGACAGUGAAUUAAUCAGUCCCAGCCUCAAUAAAAAAAUCAGGCAGACAGAAUAGAGAGAAUAACAGGCACAGGCUUUUAUUAAAUAAUGUUCUGGAGAUGA
Molecule: messenger RNA, 902 nt
Organism: Astyanax mexicanus (Mexican tetra)
Lineage: Eukaryota; Metazoa; Chordata; Actinopteri; Characiformes; Acestrorhamphidae
Product: lipopolysaccharide-induced tumor necrosis factor-alpha factor homolog
Exons: 5
Coding region: 247-771 (174 amino acids)
Molecular function (GO): zinc ion binding
Source: RefSeq, a predicted model, not a curated record